Molecule: messenger RNA, 888 nt
Organism: Penicillium crustosum
Lineage: Eukaryota; Fungi; Ascomycota; Eurotiomycetes; Eurotiales; Aspergillaceae
Product: DUF3425 domain-containing protein
Exons: 2
Coding region: 1-888 (295 amino acids)
Source: RefSeq, a predicted model, not a curated record
AUGGAUUCCACAGGGACUGCCCAGUCCUAUUUCACGGCACAUCCACCUUUCUUACAGCCGGUAGAAAACCGCAUUCCUCUCUGGCCCUCAGACGGUUGGACCCACAUUACAGACCCGAAAGAACGAAGAAAGGUACAAAAUCGGUUUAAUCAGAGGGCACGGCGGCGGCGCCAACGAACCGUCAAUGCACACUCAUCCAGCCCGGAACAUCUAGCGGAGCCACAGACAGCAUAUACCGCUAACAAUCUCGAUGACUUGAAAUCCAUAAACGGCCUUCGGAUUCUUGGUCCAAAUUCUGGACCCUCGAUGUACACUAUACGCCGGGUAGAAAUGCUCAUCUAUGCCGAAUAUACCGCUAGAUCGCCCCGCACAGAGCUGCUUUUAGGUCUGACCCAAUUGAAUUUCCUGAGGGCGCUAAUCACCAAUAUGGAUGUUUUGCAUUUAUCGCCGGCCCAGAUGGAUGACGAAGCGCUGUCUCCGUUUAACCUUGUUGGCCCAAGGUACCCUGAAUAUCAAGACUCCUCGCUGCCUUCGGCCUUGCAGCCAACUGCCAUCCAAAGCACAAUCUCGCACCACCCCUGGCUUGACCUUCUGCCUAUUCCAAAAAUGCGAGACCACUUGAUAUUAGCAGGAAAUUCAUUUGAUGACGUUCAGCUUUGUCAUGAUCUGUGUGGGUAUCGCAACUCAGAAACGGGGCAGACUGGAAUGAUCGUCUGGAAAGAUCCGUGGGAUCCCGCAGGCUGGGAGGUAACGGAAACGUUUCUGAAAACAUGGGGCUGGGCAGUUCGAGGCAGCUGGGACUUGUUCCAGUCUACAAAUUACUGGCGAAUGAAGCGUGGGGAAAAGCCUUUAUUCCUUCUACCUCCACAGGCUGAAAGAUUAACUUAA